UGGGCGGGGUUCAGCUCGUAAAGCUUCAGGCUUCUAGUUCAGUGUUUUAUCAGAUGGGUUCGGCUUCGUUUCACACAAAUACUCCUUAAGCUUUUUUUUAGUACCACCGCCUUCUCAACUUUUAAUCCAGCCAUUUGUUUGGGAUCUUUGACUUCUUUUGCACACUACUCCUAGCUGCGACUUAUUGGUUUACUGACGUCCAUUUGGCGUUAGGUGAUGAUGAUGAUGAUGAUGAAGACGCAUCCGUUCGCGUAUGAAGUGAAUGUAACAGCAGCUCAGCGGAUUCGGGGAAUCAUUCUGGGCGUCGUUCUGUUUCCUGUCCGCAUCACCCUCGCCACCCUCUUCUUCCUGCUCAUGUGGCCCAUCGCUCGGCUGCGACUGGCCGGUCUGUCGGAGGCGGAGCGGGCGGAGCCUGUGCGGGGCUGGCGUCGGUGGCUCUUCCAUCACAUCAUGCUCUUACUCAGCCGCGCCGUCUUCUUCUCCGUGGGCUUCCUGUGGAUUAGGGUCAAAGGGCGUCAGGCGAGACUGAAGGAAGCGCCAGUUUUAGUCGUAGCGCCUCACAGCGGCUUCCUGGACAUGCUGGUGCUUUGCGCGACGGGUCUGCCGAUGGUCGUGUCGCGGUCGGAGAACUGCAGACUACCCGUCAUAGGAGCGCUGUUGGAGUUCAAUCAGUCUGUGUUAGUGAGUCGAAAAGAUCCUGAAUCCAGGAAGAAAUGUGUGUCUCAGAUCUGUGAGAGAGUCACGUCUGACGGCCGCUGGCCUCAGAUGCUCAUGUUUCCAGAAGGAACGACGACUAACGGCCGAGCUCUGAUCAAAUUCAAACCUGGAGCGUUUCUGGCCGGUGUUCCCGUUCAGCCCGUCUUGCUUCACUAUCCCGGUGAACCGGACACGGUUCGCUGGACCUGGAAAGGACUGACGUGGCUCGGCACUCUGUGGCACACCACCUCUCAGAUCUACACCAGCGUUACCGUGGAGUUCCUGCCCAUCUACACGCCGUCACAGGAGGAGAAGCAGAACCCGGACUUGUACGCCGAAAACAUACAGAAACUCAUGGCCAAAGCUCUGCGUGUUCCUGCCACCGAUUAUGUGAUGGAGGGUCGAUUUCCUGUUAAAAAGCUCGGAAACCUCUCGCUUCCCCUGGAGCCUCCGGCACAGGAAACACUCAAACUGCUCCGUGAACACGGUCUCACUAACGCUCGUGUGGAGACCGUGAUGAACAACGUGAUUGACAGCUGUCACUCAGGCCAGAGCACCAUAGUAACGGCCGAUCACCUGACCACUCUUUUGGGGCUCAAGGACAGAAAGACGGCGGUGAAGAUCUGCUCGCUUUACUCAAAGGAUGAUACGGUGGAUCUGAGGCAGGUUUGUCUGAGUGUUUCUGCCGUUUCUGGGUUCAGGAGUCUGGAGUCUCUCAUACACACUGUGUUCACGUGGUACGACUCUGACCAGGACGGGCUGCUGAGCGCGGGAGAUCUGUCCGGUCUGAUGGGGGCGCUGGUGGGCAUCCCUCAGUACGAGGUGGAAGAGAUGUACUCCGCGCUGACCACCAGGGGGCGACCGACUGAAGCUUCUCUGCAAGACUUGCUGAUGAUGCAUCCAGUUUAUCGGAAAGUCCUUCACGAGUAUCUCCACUCCAGCGGGCUUGCAGACGGAAAUCACAAUGGGAUUCCCAACGGGAACAACAACGGGAUUUAUAGCGUUAGCCCUCCGACUGCGCAAGCAUUAACUAGCAUGGACUGUGAGCGCAAGAGAAUGUCAUAGUGAGGUUACGUUUACAUGAUUUCUUCCUUGUGCCUUAUUGUUAAUUUGUCCUGUGGAAUGAUACUGUGAGAAUAUACCUAAUCAAUGUGCCUUGGAACGAAUACCUAUAUAUAUAUAUAUAUAUUUUAUCAUGAAGUCUGAAGGAUCUGUGUGUGUAUUUAAAAGUGUAUAUUUUAAGCUUUGUAUAUUGGAAAAACCAAAGAUGUACUGUACUGCGAAGGAAUUCUGUCGAAGUGUCAUUUUAUACUUUAAUAUAUUAAACUUCUUAAA
Molecule: messenger RNA, 2031 nt
Organism: Sinocyclocheilus anshuiensis
Lineage: Eukaryota; Metazoa; Chordata; Actinopteri; Cypriniformes; Cyprinidae
Gene: lpcat4
Product: lysophosphatidylcholine acyltransferase 4
Exons: 13
Coding region: 217-1761 (514 amino acids)
Biological process (GO): phosphatidylcholine acyl-chain remodeling
Cellular component (GO): endoplasmic reticulum
Molecular function (GO): lysophosphatidic acid acyltransferase activity; 1-acylglycerophosphocholine O-acyltransferase activity
Source: RefSeq, a predicted model, not a curated record